AUGGACGACUGUUUCUCGCCUCUCAAGAACAAGACCACGUGGACUCUCGCGAGAGAGCAGUGUCGCGAGGCCGGCGGUCGCAUAGCAACGCCCAGCGACGCGCGAACGGAGCUCCAUCUGCGCUAUCACGUGCAAGACGGUGAUCCUGGCACGUGGAUUGGCCUUCUGUCCGAGCCGGGCCGUAACGGCAGCACCGGUUACUCGUGGGUCGACAUGAGCGGUGGUUCGUCCGCAGUCCCCUUCCAUAGGUUUUCGAAUUCAAGCUGGAGACGGACUCAGCUAGAGACGGACGUGUGUGCUUUGGUCCCUGCUUCUCCUAUCGUCCCGUGGGAGUUUGCCGGGUCCUGUCUGAGCACGGAUUAUUACUACGCGUGCCAACACAGUGCCGUAAAACCUCCAGGUGAUCCUGGCACGUGGAUUGGCCUUCUGUCCGAGCCGGGCCGUAACGGCAGCACCGGUUACUCGUGGGUCGACAUGAGCGGUGGUUCGUCCGCAGUCCCCUUCCAUAGGUUUUCGAAUUCGAUCAUUGAAGACCAGCUAGAGACGGACGUGUGUGCUUUCGUCUCUGCUUCUCCUAUCGUCCCGUGGGAGUUCGCCGGGUCUUGUCUGAGCACGGAUUAUUACUACGCGUGCCAACACAGUGCCGUAAAACCUCCAGAUGCGCUCUUGCAUCUGUACGUCGACAUGGGGUCACCGACGCCGUCCGCUGCUGCCGACGCACCAAUAGUUCACAUCACCGCACGCGAUUUCAUGCAUGAGUCUAUCGAAAUCUCUCCUCGCAUUACCUGCUCCUUCCGGCACGCCCACCGCGAGUUUCCGAUCAAGUGGGUAAAGGACGGGUUGGAGAUUGAUCAGCCGAAUCCGCCGCCAGGCGUCACUGUGGUGUCCGAAGCUCUUCUGUCCAUCGUCAGGACCAACAAGUUAGUAUGUUGGAGAAUUUCGCAGAAAGGUGGCUCUAGCGGCGUUCUGAGCAUUCCCGAGA
Molecule: messenger RNA, 982 nt
Organism: Priapulus caudatus
Lineage: Eukaryota; Metazoa; Priapulida; Priapulimorpha; Priapulimorphida; Priapulidae
Exons: 6
Source: RefSeq, a predicted model, not a curated record